Messenger RNA from Suillus subaureus, 339 nucleotides. RefSeq lists its product as uncharacterized. The record is from RefSeq and is a predicted model, not a curated record. The annotation marks the transcript as partial. The transcript is spliced from 2 exons. NCBI's taxonomy places the organism in Eukaryota, Fungi, Basidiomycota, Agaricomycetes, Boletales, Suillaceae.
CCUUCCAAGAUCAGAUGGGAAAUUGUCAACCAUGAUCGCACUACCCCCCUUGUAUCCUGGCUUGCUGUGCAUUCACCCAACUGUCGCAUACUCUUCUCCGACAACAAAAAGCAAUGCAACAUGAUGAUCAGCACUGAUUGUCCUUCUGGCAGGAGUAAAGCCGAAAUCCACCUUGUAAUCGCCAAACAUAUCUUCGCCAAUGACCCAGUAUAUGGGCCCCAGUAUGCUGUAGAAGAGAAUAGGCCAAAGUUUGGACAAGCCAUUGCCAAUCACCUUGCAUAUCUCAGGGGGAAGUAUAAGGCUGCAAUUGCUCGGUUUGGGAUGACUGGCACUGGUGUC